This is a messenger RNA of Homalodisca vitripennis (glassy-winged sharpshooter), 2235 nucleotides long. RefSeq names its product cytochrome P450 4C1-like. The transcript is spliced from 12 exons. Gene Ontology annotation, molecular function: monooxygenase activity; oxidoreductase activity, acting on paired donors, with incorporation or reduction of molecular oxygen; heme binding. Lineage: Eukaryota; Metazoa; Arthropoda; Insecta; Hemiptera; Cicadellidae. Bases 240 to 1811 code for a protein of 523 amino acids. The record is from RefSeq and is a predicted model, not a curated record.
AAUGCAGUGUAAUUGUUAUCACUAUAUUAUUAUUAUCAUAUUACUUAUCACACAUUGUUUAACAAACAACCUCUGUUCUAACGUUAUUAAAUAUAUUAGAUAAAGAAGUGCAUUUUUAAUGUACUACUUCACUCGACACCAUUGCAUGUAAGGAACCUGGCCAAUAUACGGUCACUAUUUAACGAGCUAGCUGUUGUCCCAGUUUAUCAAAGGUGUGAAGAUCCAGAAACUCAGGUAAGAUGGAGGGCUAUCAGUUGCACUCUGUGAGGUCGGCCUCCGUCAACGUGUUCAGCGUGUUGACCACUCUGGCCGUGUUCUUCAGCAUCGUGUACGUGGCGCUGUUCAAGUGGAGGCGUCGUCGUCUGGAGAAGCUGGCCUCACAGCUGCCGGGCCCGCCCGCCCUUCCUGUCAUCGGCAACGGCCUCGAGUUCUUGGGAGGUCCAGAAGAGGUGAUGGCGAAGAUACUCGCGCUAUGUAGCAGGUACGAGUCGCCAUUCCGCAUCUGGAUGGGUCCCAUCCUGCUCAUUAUGGUCAGUGAUCCGGACAACCUCCAGAUCGUGUUGAACAGUUCCAAGACAUUAGAGAAGGGCUCACUCUACAGGUUCUUCAGGGACGCUGCGGGAACAGGACUUUUCACAGCUCCUGUAGAUAAAUGGAAGCGGAACAGACGAGCGAUUACCCCAGCCUUCAACACUCGCUUGCUGGAGCAGUUUAUGCCAGUGUUCAACCAGCAGAACCGUUUGUUAGUGGCCAAGCUGGGCGAGAGGGUGGGCCAUGGGCUUUUCGACGUCUGGGACUACGUCAGUCCUGCUACUUUUGACAUUAUCUGUCAGACAGCUCUGGGGGUGGACGUCAAGGCUCAGGACAACCCGGAGUCUGACUUCGCACAAACCUUGUCGAGAGUAAUAGAUCUGGGCUUCAAGAGAAUUUAUAAAUUCUGGCUUCACCCCAACUUCAUCUUCAAUAGAAUGAGUUACGGAAAGGAGCUUCGACAAGCCUACAAGCAGUUGCAUGCUCUGCCCAAUGCGGUUAUUCAACAGAAGAAGGAAGAAUUUCGAAAGAAAAAGGAAGCAGCCUUGAAGAGUCCUCAACAAAUAGAAAACCCAGAUGAUAAAGGCAAGAAAGGAUUGAAAGUGUUCCUGGAUAUUCUGCUGGAACUGAAUGACGGAGGAAACACAUUCACAGACGAUGACUUGAGGGAUGAAGUUGUUACAAUGAUGGUGGGGGGAAGCGAGACCAGCGCGAUGACUGACUGUUUCUGUCUUCUAAUGCUGGCAAUGCACGAGGAUAUCCAAGAUAAAGUAUUUGAAGAAGUAUACAACAUUUUUGGGAACUCUGGCAGAGAGGUCACAAUGGAAGAUCUGGACCAGAUGGUGUACCUCGAGAUGGUUUUGAAAGAAACUCUUCGCAUGUUCCCUAUUGCACCAGUUUUUCUUCGACAAGUCAAAGAGGACAUUGAACUGACAAAUUAUAUUCUGCCUGCUGGGUGCAAUUUGGGCAUUGUCCCCAUAGCAACUCACAUGAACCCUACCCUUUACACUGACCCUAAGAGGUUCAACCCUGAACGUUUUAGCCCAGAGAAUCUCAGCAUGAGGCACCGUUACAGCUUCAUCUCCUUCAGUGGUGGACCAAGGGGAUGUAUAGGUUUAAAAUUCGCAAUGUUGUCCAUGAAGACAACCAUCUCCACAAUACUGAGGAACUACAAACUAUCCACAUCUGUCAAAAUGGAGGACAUCAAACUGAAAUUUGAAUUUUUGAUGAAGAGUGUUGAUGGUUUCAGACUGAGACUGGAGCCGAGACAAUACUCAUAACAAAGAAUCCUCUGUAUACAUUUAGUCCUACAAGAGUCUGAUGACAGAUUUAGAUUGUACUGUAUAUUGUAAAAUAUUUUAGUUUUAAUAAUAGGUAAAUUAUUUCAUAUUUACUAUAUUUGUAAUUUUGUAUUUCAUAAUUUCAAGGAUGGACAAUAAAUUCAUAUUUUGGAGUGUCAUCUAGAUGAAACUGAAACUUUUAGUAAAUAAUAUAUCAAAGUAUUAAAACAUUACAAUUCAAAAUUUAAUUUUUGGUUUCCAACAGAAGUUUUUUGAAAAUACUCUAAGGUAAUAAUAUUUAUUUGUAAUCUGAUAAUAAUAACUGUAGUUUUAAAACCAUUAUGUAUGUUAUCUUAUGCCAUAAUGUGUGUAAAUAACACAUUAAGAUAUUUAAAAGCUUAGCUUUUUUUAAAUUUAAUUAUAA